AUGGCGAUGAUUUCGGUGGAGAAGAUUCUGGCGGCGGCGCCGGUGACGAUUCGGGGACAGCCAACGCAGCUCUCGGCGGAUGCCAAGGGCGAGCGGAUAGCAUAUGCAUCGGGCAAGUCGAUCUUUGUGCGGCGGAUCGACGAGCCGGCCGAGUGCAAGCAGUACACAGGCCACACGGCGGCGACGACGGUGGCGCGGUUCUCGCCGUCGGGCUUCUACGUGGCCAGCGGCGACGUGUCGGGCAAGGUGCGGGUGUGGGAUGCGGUCGAGGCAGUCAACACCAAGGGCGAGUACGGGAUCGUGUCGGGGCGGAUCAACGACAUUGGAUGGGACGGCGACAGCCAACGUAUUAUUGCGGUGGGCGACGGGCGCGAGCGAUUUGGCCACUGCAUCACGGCCGACAGCGGCAACAGCGUGGGCGAGGUGAGCGGCCACAGCAAGGUGGUGAACGCGGUGGCACUGCGGCAACAGCGGCCGUUGCGGGCGGCCACCGUGUCGGACGACGGCUCCAUGUGCUUCUUGCACGGAGCGCCCUUCAAGUUCAACGCCAAGACCGACAACCUGCACCGGGGCUUUGUUUUUGGCGCGGCCUUUUCGCCCGAUGGCAGCCGUCUGGUGACGGUGGGCGCCGACCGUCGCAUCCAGCUGUACGACGGCAAGACGGGCGAGCCGACGGGAACUGUGGGCAGCAGCAGCGGUGACGACGCCCACACGGGCAGCAUCUUUGCCGUCAGCUGGGCCGCUGACUCACGGCGUCUCGUCACGGCCAGCGCCGACCAGACCGUGCGGGCUUGGGACGUCGACUCGGGCAGCCUGCUGCAGCUCUGGCGGCCUGGCAACAGCAGCAGCGAAGCCGGCGUGGUGGCCAGCGUGGCCGACCAGCAGGUCGGCGUCGUCUGGCCGCACGGUCGCAGCGAUGACCUCAUCAUCAGCAUCAGCCUCAGCGGUGACCUCAACUAUCUCGUGCCCGGCCAGGACCGCCCCCUUCGUGUCGUCCAGGGCCACAACAAGUCCAUCACUGCCCUGGGUGCUGCCUCGGACGAUAAGGGCCUCGACCUGUGGACCGGCAGCUUUGAUGGCCGUGUCUGCCACUGGGACGUGGCUGCUGGCAAGGCCGCCCUCGUCGACGGCCAGGCACACUCGAACCAGGUCAGCCAGUUUGCCGCGGCCGAUGGCCACACCUGGAGCGUCGGCUGGGACGACACCCUGCGCACCGUCGACGAGGCUGCUCGCACGUUUACUGGCUCCGAGGGUGUCCAGCUGGGCGCCCAGCCGCUCGGCGUGGCCGCUGUCUCGACCGGUCAUGUGUACGUCUCGUUGGCUUCGGGCAAGAUUGUCGUCUACCGGCAGGACCGUCUCGUCGGCGAGCUGGCCACCGAGGGCUACACGCCGGCUGCCAUUGCUGCCCAUGGCACCGUCGUGGCUGUCAGCAGCCCAUCUGACCCGCUCGUCCGCAUCUACAAAGCCGACAACGACGGCAGCAGCAGCAAGCUCACGGCCGUACAGCAACUCACUGGCUCGACGGCCCCUGUCACCGCCCUCGCCUUCUCGGCUGACGGCACACAUCUCGCGGCCGGCAACUCCGGCGGCAAGAUCGUUGCCUACGACACUGCUUCCUGGGCCGUGGCCACUGAUCGCUGGUCGGCCCACACUGCCCGCGUCACCGCCAUUGCCUGGAACGCUGCUGGCACCCACGCGGCCAGCGGUGCCCUCGACACCAACGUCUUUGUCUGGAGUCUGGCCAAGCCCGGCACCCGGGUCAAGGCACUCAAUGCUCACAAGGACGGCGUCAACGGCAUCGCCUGGGUCGAUGGUGGCUCCAAGAUCGCCAGUGCCGGCGUCGAUGCUGCCGUCAAGAUCUGGAACGUGCAAGGACUGCAGUGA
Grosmannia clavigera kw1407 is the source of this 1884-nucleotide messenger RNA. RefSeq names its product actin cortical patch. Gene Ontology annotation, molecular function: actin filament binding. The transcript is spliced from 2 exons. The record is from RefSeq and is a predicted model, not a curated record. Gene Ontology annotation, cellular component: cortical actin cytoskeleton. Lineage: Eukaryota; Fungi; Ascomycota; Sordariomycetes; Ophiostomatales; Ophiostomataceae. Gene Ontology annotation, biological process: actin filament depolymerization; positive regulation of actin filament depolymerization. The coding region runs from base 1 to 1884 and encodes 627 amino acids.